UCAUUAACGGUUUGUUAAGGAGGCAGACAACAGGCUGCUAUUUCGCGUGCGCUGCUAUUUCGGUGCGUUGCGCCAUUAAAAGCCUUCAGUGGCGUCCAGGGAGCCGCUGCACUGACACACUUGGAUAUCUGCUGGCGGCUUUGCGUGGGCGCAUUCUUUCCCAGCGACGGGAACACGUUGGACAUGAGAGGCGGUUACAAGCCAAGCGGGGCCACCUUAAAUCACACGCUGACAUAACAAGAACUCUACUCUCCACCCAUAUCCGAGAAGAGUGUGUUAAGAGGUGUCUCACCUUCCCGACUGUACUCUUAUUACCAAGAAAGACGCCGGUGUGCUGACAACACACCGAGGCAUCUUAGGACAUUACUGCAGCUCCUUAUUGGUCAGGAGUCGCGAGGUCCGCUGCGUAGAAACGUCGCGCGCUGGACACGCACGGGCCUGUUGGAGAGGAAAAAGAAAACUUGUGGAUACCGAAGUGGAUUUAUCUGAGAGCUUUUAUCACGGUUUGGGUUUGUUUUACAUGCCAAAGCUGGGGGAACAGACUGGAACACAGCACGCUGCUGAGCGAGGCUUCACAGUUUUCGCCACAAUUAUUGGUUAUCGGAUGGACCAGCACCCCAGCGCCCGGAGCUGCACCAGUCGCGGUGCUUCGUCCUGCGAGGCCGUCCCGACUGAGCCCUCCAUGAAUCUGUACAUCCACUCCACCACCGGCACACGCUUCGAGCUCUCCCUGCCCCAGGAGGAGACCGUGGAUGGACUGAAGAGGAGGCUGUCACAAAGACUCAAAGUACCAAGAGAGAGACUCGCUCUGCUGCACAAAGAAACGCGACUAAGUUCAGGCAAACUCCAGGAUCUGGGCAUCUCGGAUGGGAGCAAGUUAACACUUGUACCAACAGUCGAAGCAGGAUUAAUGUCUCAAGCAUCAAGACCCGAGCAGUCCGUAAUGCAAGCCUUGGAGAGUUUAACAGAAACUCAGGUCAGUGACUUCCUGUCCGGCCGCUCUCCUCUCACCCUGGCGCUGCGCGUCGGUGACCACAUGAUGUUCGUCCAGCUCCAGUUGGCGGCGCAGCAGUCCGGCGGCCCCCAGCUCCAGCACAGACACCUCAUCACCCGGGGCAAUGCAGACACUGCAAUGGGACAGCCCACGGGGCAGCCCCGUGUUCCCCACCCUCACCCACACUCCCACCACCACCCCCAUCAUCCACACAGUCACCCCAGCUCCCACUUGUCCCAACCUCACCUGGCCCCUUCUUCCCCCUCUUCCCCGGGCUCCCCGUCCUUCCCCCUGCCCUCCACGCACCACCAGCCGCUCCCUCCCAUGUACCACCAGUCGCCCUCCUCCUCUCACUGUAGCCCCCCUACUCCCCCUCCUCCGCCCCACUCCCCUCGCCCCUCCCACGUCCCUGGAGGUCUUUUCCGCUCUCCAGCACAUCAUCAUCAUCACCAUCACCACUACCACCAGCCUUCCUCAAGCCAACCCAGCCACGACAUUGGCCAGGCCAGCCCCGUAGCCCCGGUCAUCUGCCCUGAAGCUAACUGCAGCACCAACAGCCCCAGCAGUGGCAGCAGUCCCUCAACACGCUCCCGUAAACCCGGCGCCAUCAUUGAGAGCUUUGUGAACCACGCUCCCGGAGUCUUCUCAGGGACCUUUUCAGGCACUUUGCACCCUAACUGCCAGGACAGCAGCGGGCGUCCCAGACGAGACAUCGGUACCAUCUUGCAGAUCCUCAACGACCUCCUGAGCGCCACGCGCCACUACCAGGGCAUGCCCCCCUCCCUCACCCAGCUCCGCUACCAAACCCAGUGUGGUUCACCCACUUCCCCAUCCCCCUCGCCGCCUCCUUCGCCCCAGGUUGCCGGCAUGACGGGCCUCUCUGCCAAAGCUACCUCUGUGCCCGCCAGCAGCCCCAGCAGCCCUCCGCCGACUCUUCAUCCGCUGGUGCAGUGCCAGAGUCAGAUCCGCAUGUGCAAACCCCCUGGUGACCGAAUUCGUCAGACCGAGAACCGUGCAACUCGCUGCAAGGUGGAGCGCCUGCAGCUGUUGAUGCAGCAGAAGCGCCUGCGCAGGAAGGCCAGGCGGGACCAGCGCGCCCCGUACCAGUGGCUGCCCAACCGGAAGGCGGGACGCAGCAACAGCAACAGCAGCAUGUCCAGCGAGGGCUCCCUGGACCUGGACUUUGACGACUCAGUGUGGAAGCCCGACGUCAAGGCUGACUUGAAGUCUGAGUUCGUCAUGGCCUGAACACGUCUGAUCCCACACGCGGGGGGAUAGAUUCAAAGAUGUGCGAAACAUUGCUUGGGAUUUACUUAGAGAUAUAUUUUGAGGGAGUGGAUUGGCAGGAGGUGACACAGAACUGUGCAAAGAGGAAAUCAAAAGGUUGUCCUCGUGACUGCCGUCUGUCACACGACACACACGGCUCCCCUGCAGACUUUAAUCCCAUUUUGUCCUUCACAGUUGUGAAAAAACAGCAAGAGAACUUUGUUUUGAUGCUUGGAUUAGGACAGGCAACAACCGGACAUAACAGUGUACAAGACUUUUUAACGGUGUGAUUACAGAGACCAUACCUGAACUUGAGCAUAGCAGAAUUCAUUGGGUGGUGGCGGUGGUGGUGGUGGUGGUAUUUUCAGAUUUUUUUUUUCUAAGAUUUGUUUUUUAACUCGCACUCUGGACAGCAAUGAAGAGAUCCACACUGGACUUUUAAACAGGACAGGAGCACCAGAGGCCUCAGUGUUUCCUAUUCACAAGAUGGCAGAACUGCCAAACUAUGGAUUAUUCCAACGGGCAUUCUUAUCGAUCUCAAAACUCACCAACCAGAGUCUAGUUUUUACCUGUUACGGGGUGGUUAAACUCUUUUUUUUUUCCAUUUUGAAACAUAUUAUUAUAUUUUAUAAACAAAAAAUAUGUAGCAUUGUUCACAAAGCAUUCAGGUUUUCAUAUAACAGUUCAAAGUAGUUGUUGAUUUGCACAUUUUCUUGAUUUAUAACAGCUGGUCAAUGUGUGCAAGAAGGAGGAGGUGGGGCCUGAAAUUAAAAAAAAAAUGAAUAUGGAAGUAUUGAUAUCAACCUCAGUGACAUAGGGUAUCGAUAGGAAUGAUUAAUGAGUAAACAAAAAUGAAUUAAUAUUAACAGAAAGUGCUUUAGAGGAUUUUAAAAUCUUUAAAAUGUAUAUGGAAAAAAUCUAUUUUUUAUUUCUCUUCCUAUCUGCUGUUUUCAAAAAACAGCAGCCCUCUGUGGCUUCAGUCAAGUCGUUGACUACCGACAAGUACAUCCAUUCAAUCAUUCAUUAGCUCAUUCAUGAAUUAUAGCCACAACAGAUAAUACGGAAAGAUAAAAUUUCAUCCAGCCCGCCUCAUGUCUUACAGACCUGAAAGGACUUGUUGAGGGUUUGUAUUAGUUUGUGUACAUAAAUGUGACAAUUGGCAAAGGUUUAUGAGGGUGUGUGUGUAUGUUUGACUUAAGUGUAAAUUGAUUUAGACUCCCCCAUGUUUUUGUCUUUUCCCGAACGACCCCAUAGUUUCUCCAAGAUCCUGAAGAUCAGCUGCAGUGAAUGCAUGGGUCACUACUUUAUAUCACCACAGGAUAAAAAAACAUCAAAUUCUGAGUUCCUUUACAAGUCCUCAUAAUAAUGACUCUAUUUUUUUAUUGGCAAAAAGAGGGAGAAGAAGUGGGAUCUGUAUCCAGCAUCAUUAUCUAGUGCCUCCACCAGUACAUCCGUUGACAUAUCAGGUUAGGCCUUUCACAGUUUUGCUGCUACACACGGGGACUUCAAAUGACAAAAAAAAAAAAAACAAAAAAACAGAAAGCGAGAGGGGAAACUUUUCUUUGCAUGCAGAAGUGUGAAUUACACUGAUCUUUUUUCUAUUGAUGGAAGAAAAAAAAGAAACUGGUGCUGUGGGAAUGAAGGUUAACAACAUGCAUGAAAUUGUGAAGAAAAUAAACAAUGCUGCUUUUGUUGGUUAGGUUUUUUUGUAACUUUUUAUUUUCCAAUGUUAGAGCAACAGUGUCCUGCUAAAGUAUUACAACGCAAAACCAAAACAGAUGAAGCUAAAGUGUGGACUUCGCGUCUUGCUCAGCACUGAACAUUCCUGUUGUGUGACAAUGAAGAUGAUGAUGAUGAGCAAAAGAGCAACUGACUCUCUCUCGACUCCCCCGAGCGCUGGUUUUACCCCCCAUGACUCUCAAGGACCCAGACAGCCCCCUAUGAACUGUUCAGCCACCUCCCCUCCUCCCAGCCCGAACGCCAACCGAGGCUCGCAUGGACGUACUCUGGCAGGGAACUAACAGACCAGCGGAUUUACAGUACUGUCCGUCGAACUCGAGAGAAGCACCUGGUCUGUCUCUUUAUCUGUCUGUCUGUCUGAUCGAUCGACCACCCUACCACAAUUGCACUCCCAGAGAUUGCAGUGAGAGAUUACCUUUUUGGUGAACCUCAUCUUUUUUUUAAGUGGCCUUACCUUUCACUAAAAAAAUGAGACACUUGGGGACAAUGGGGGCGGGAAUGUUUUUUUUUUUUUCUUUUGGGUUUUGAAACUUUCUGUGUGCAUCGUUGUCGGACUUGUUGUCAUCAAGGCGCCAUUUUUUGUCACUGAGGACACUGGGCAUCUGUCGUUUAGUGCUUUUAGCUGGUGGAGUCUCUAUUAUGUCAAGGCUUCUGUGCCUUAAAAAUGUUGCCCUUGCUGUGUCAGUGUCAGAUUUAAGCUUGUUUUUAUUGGUUGAUAACACAGGACUGUAGUAUUCGCAGCCAUGAGCGUCGUAGAUUUUAGGGGUGGAGCUUGUUUGAGUGAAUCAAUUCAAAAAAAGUUGGUGUUGUUCCUCAAAUAUUGUCUUUGUCCCAUUUCUUCAUUGUGUUGCCAUGCUUGUUGGUCUCCGUUGUCCGAAAACCUCACAUCCCUCUUAACUCAGUCCUCCCACCAACAAGCUGCAAAAAGCUGCAAAUCUGUGUAACUUAUGUUAAACUGAGGAAGUUUACACCAUAGUACUUAGGUGGCAAGAAACAGCCCUGAUUCAGAAUAAGAAAAAAGGUCCUCUGAGGACUCCAGACUACAUGCACUUCCUGUUUCCUUGGAUACAACAUUAUUAAAGGACAAUUUAUCCCCUGCCCCUCCCAAAUUUUAUUUAAUUUUGUUUUGUAUAUGUAUGAACUAUACUCUGUGUGUGCCUCACUUCUGUGUGAAACUCAAAAAGAUGAAACAAAAACAAAAAAGAUGACAAAAGCAUUACAGAGAGGAUAAAAAACAGUAUGUUGGUGGAAUUCUGAUCACGUCAUUUAAGUUGCCUGUUCUUUCUUGUAGCCAACUAUUGAAAAUAACAGGAUUCAAGAAUACAAUUUACAAUGUUCUAGCUCUAGACCGGUGUAGCACAUGUGUGACUGUAUUAAUUUAUGAAACCAAAAUGGUAACUGUGAAUUAUGUAUUUCUUUGUGCAUUUUUUUUUUUUUUUAAAGCGGGGGAGAAGGUUGUCGGGACACGGCAGCAGCUGAUGCUCGUGUCUGAAAAAAACUUUUUGGUUUUUUUUUUUUGGUUUUUUUUGUUUUGUUUUUUUUUGGUGGAAUAUAAUGGAAACGAAACAAUGUUUCCGAAAAAAGAAAAAAAAUGAAAAAAAUGCCCAAAAAAAGAGAAAAAAAUGAAAAAAUAUAUGAAUAUAUUUUUUUUCUUAAGCAAUACAUUUCAGUGUGACUUGUGAUAGAACAUUUUCUUUUUUUAGGUAAUAAAUAAAUAAAAAACAAAAUGAGUACGUCA
This is a messenger RNA of Epinephelus fuscoguttatus (brown-marbled grouper), 5738 nucleotides long. RefSeq names its product midnolin (gene midn). Bases 521 to 2242 code for a protein of 573 amino acids. The record is from RefSeq and is a predicted model, not a curated record. The transcript has 8 exons. Gene Ontology annotation, molecular function: protein binding. Gene Ontology annotation, cellular component: nucleus. Lineage: Eukaryota; Metazoa; Chordata; Actinopteri; Perciformes; Serranidae.